This is a messenger RNA of Cyprinus carpio (common carp), 2634 nucleotides long. RefSeq names its product CLIC family member 1 (gene clic1). The record is from RefSeq and is a predicted model, not a curated record. NCBI's taxonomy places the organism in Eukaryota, Metazoa, Chordata, Actinopteri, Cypriniformes, Cyprinidae.
GAGAGAGAGAGAGAGAGAGAGACUGAUCUUGCUGUAGGCGUUAUUGGUUUCGAUACUUAACGCGAACAGUAGACGUUUAUACAGUUUAUAAGUAAUUCGGAAAUCAGACACUUCUUAUCGGCGUUUGUUUGGACUUUCUCUAAAUUUCCCUCCCACUGCGAAAUUCAUAGCUCGAAGGGGAAAAGUUGCACACAGUUUGAAAGUGUUGAAGGCACAGCGGAAGUGAGCUCGGAGAAAGGGCGAGGGGAACAGAAGCCGCUCGUCUGUUGAGCUGUAGCUCUGUGUGAAAGCGCUGCUCGAGCCGCCGGAGUCCAGCAUGAGUGAAGACAGACCUGAGGUGGAGCUCUUCGUGAAGGCAGGAAGUGAUGGUCAGAGCAUUGGGAACUGCCCGUUCUCUCAGCGGCUCUUCAUGGUCCUGUGGCUGAAGGGCGUGACCUUUAAUGUAACCACCGUGGACAUGAAGAGGAAGCCAGACAUUCUUAAAGAUCUGGCUCCUGGGGCUCAGCCUCCUUUCCUGCUGUACGGCACAGAGGUGAAGACGGACACCAACAAGAUAGAAGAGUUCCUGGAGGAGAGCCUCUGCCCUCCUAAAUACCCACGGCUGGCAGCUCGCAAUCCUGAGUCUAACACCGCAGGUCUGGAUGUGUUCUCAAAGUUCUCCGCCUACAUUAAGAAUUCCAACCCGCAGAUGAACGACAAUCUGGAGAAGGGUUUGCUGAAGGCCCUGAAGAAGCUGGAUGACUACCUGAGCUCUCCUCUGCCAGACGAGAUCGACGAGAACAGUGAUGACGAUGUCACUUCCUCCUCCCGCCCCUUCCUGGAUGGUCAGGAGCUCACUCUGGCCGACUGCAACCUGCUGCCCAAGCUCCACAUCGUCAAAGUGGUGUGUCUGAAGUUUCGAGGUUUCUCCAUCCCUCGCUCGCUGACGUCUCUGUGGCGAUACCUGGACGCGGCGUAUGCCCGAGAGGAGUUCUCCUCCACCUGUCCCAGCGAUGAGGAGAUACACGUGGCCUACUCCUCCGUCGUGAAGGCACUCAAAUAGAAAGAAGAAGGAAACACACACACACACACACACACUCAUGUGCGUUAUUACCAGUUCUCUUUCCAGAUUGUCCUAGUGUUUCAAUUGUAUGUUCCUGAGGUUGUUUGUACUGGCUGAGGUCUUACUUUUCAACUAAACCUGGUCUAAAUCAUGCUGCCUUCACAUGCUCUCGGAAUUAUCGCAAAUACGAGUUUUCUAGAAAAAAAGUGUGCAUGUAUGCCAUUUGAUGUCAUGUUUACCAUUUAUUUUAAUACCCAAAUUUUCCACAAUGGACAGGCCUCAAACUUUAAACAUGGCGGAUGGGAGAAGGAUUUCUGCUGUGUAUGCUUUAUUAGCAGUUUUUCCCGCAACAGCUUCAUUGCCUUGACUUGUCAUUAAAGUAGUAGCUUAUUUGAAUAUGAAUAAUCCUUUCAAGCAUAUUGAACGUUUUAUACAUAGUGAAAAUAUCAUGCGUUUCACCAAUAUUACAAAAUAGAAUAGAAUAUCUAGACUAGAUAGUGCGGUAAAACUAUACACCUUAACUUUAAGGUCUACAUUAUGCCUUUGUUGUGAACGUGAUUAUAAACAGUGGCAUCCUCAAUUCUUUCCGACAAACAAAGCACCUGAACACAAGCUCGUAAUCACGACUUAAGAAGUGGGAAUGAUCAAAUUUCCAUCAGCACGUGAAGGCAGCAUUAGAGUUCAUAUUCCUUUAAAGCAGCUGAACUGCAAGGUCAAGGUCAUUUCUGCCGUUAUUCACAUCGGCAGCCAUACAUUACAAAAUAUCAUCAAAUGUUUCAAUUUACAGGCAGCAAUAGUGGCUGUUUUUCACUGCUUUAUGGACGAGUGCAUUGCUAGCAGUUACAAACAGGAUGUUGUUGCCUCAUUCCUCCCAUUACUGUCCCUCCCUCUCACUGUGUCAGAGUCUGUAAUGACAGCUUUUUGCUCAUGGCUGCUUUGGUCACGUACAUUUCAUAAACUUUUUUUUUUUUUUAAGCUGCUCUUUACAUUCCAUUGACUGAUAUGUUACAAAAUCAUGAAGGUAUCAUAAAAGUACCCCAAAAGAAUCAUGUGUAAAGGUUCAUACUUUAUGUGAGAAGUAAAAACUAAAAAUCCUUUCAAUCUGUUACUGGCCCCAAUCGACAGUCUCAUCUCGUAGCUAUAUGAUAUGAUGUAUGUGCAAAUUUGAGUCACUAGAAUAUUCUUCCGUCUCUAAUUAUGACUGUCAACGUCCACAUUGAAAACACUCUUAUUUAUUGUCUGGGGAGAGUUAUGAAAAACAUGCACAUUUGUUGUCUUCUGAAAAAGAGGAAACCAGUGACAGCAACAACUGCUAAGAUGACCUUACCAAAAUAUUUUAUAUACAGUAUCAUGCUUUAUCCCCAGUCCUCUCCCCGUGCAUUUCUGGUUUCAUUUCCUCUUAACCACUCAGUGGUCAUUUCCAAAUCUUACUCUGCACUCAAAUGGACAACACAACAUCAGUGCAAAUAUUGAUUAAUGAGGAUUUUAUUGAUUAGAGGGAUGUUACAACAAAGUCAGUUUCUUCCUGCAUUUUUAACAUUGUUAUUCAGCAAUACAGUUUAUAAUAAAGUUAAAAUAAAAUUCAAAUGAAA